AUGAGCACCCACAGACCCCCCUUCAGAUUUCAAACCAUGUGGCUCCAACAUGAAAACUUUCAGAGUUUCGUACGGAAUCACUGGUACGGACAGAUCUCAGAUUCUCCUAUGGAGAACCUUAGCUAUAGGUUAAGGAAUCUCAAACUCCACCUUAAAUGGUGGAACCGACAUAUCUAUGGGAAUGUCCAUACCCAAGUUGAUGCAUUGCAAAAAGAGUUAGCAGAAGUUGAAAGACUACUGCAAGCUAGAUAUUCAGAUGCUGCUUGGGAAAGGAGGAGUAGAGUGAGUGACCAGCUUGAUGAGGUUGUGCGACGACAGGAGUUAUUCUAUCUCCAGAAAUCACGCAUCUAGUGGUUACAAGAGGGUGAUAGAAACACUCGUUUCUUUCAUGCCUCGGUCGCUCAUCGCUCACGUUCAGAUUAUACCUCUCUUUUAGAGACAUAUGAUCAUGACCUUUCCCGCAUGCAGGAGGCAGGGGUUGAGUACUUUCGUACUCUCUUAACCUCUCAGCCGAUUGAGAUUUCUGAUGAUAUGCUCACUUCGAUCCCGUCAUUGGUCACUCACCGUGAGAACUCUCUCAUAACAGCCAUACCCACGGGAGAAGAGAUCAAGGAAGUAGUUUUCUCUAUGAGCAGACAUCGUGCACCCGGGCCAGAUGGUUUCCCAGCUGAUUUUUACAUUUCAUGUUGGGAUAUCGUUGGCACUGAUCUCAUCCAGGCCAUCAAGGAAAUCUUUCGUCGUAAACUCUUUACACGAAGUUGGAAGGCCACCUUCCUUGCACUUAUAUCGAAGGUGACUACCCCAACCUCAUUUAGAGACUUUCGACCUAUCAGUUUGUGUAACGUGUGUUAUAAAGUUGUAUCUAAGAUCGUUACACGUAGAUUGAGUAGUUUCUUUGAUAGACUUAUAUCUCCAGAACAAUGUGGAUUUGUCAAGGGACGGUACAUUCACGAUAACAUCAUGCUAG
Messenger RNA from Spirodela intermedia, 967 nucleotides. NCBI's taxonomy places the organism in Eukaryota, Viridiplantae, Streptophyta, Magnoliopsida, Alismatales, Araceae. The record is from the annotation of a GenBank genome assembly.